AGUGACAUCAGUCGGACCAUGUCCACCAUCUCCUCCCCUCUCUGAACUUCUCGAUGUGAGCUGAAAUGGCGGCAGCACCUGGUAUAAGGAGGGUGAUCGUCCUAUACGAUGGCACAUGGUGCGGCCGCACAACCAACACCAGGAGCAAUAUCCACCUCCUCGCGACAAUGAUCGGGGUCAAUAUGGCAGCGCCACAGCCUUCAUACCCCUCGCCACCGGGUUCGCCGCAAGAUAUACGGGCCAGAUACUUCGACGGAGUCGGCUCGAACGGCAAGUUUACGAACUACCUGUGGAAUGGCGCCUUUGCAACGCAGGCGAGAGACGAAUGCACCGAGGUUUACAGGUUCAUUGUCCAGAAUUUCACUUGGGACCACAUGUUCACACUGAGGUAUGGAUGUUCGGCAUCAGCCGAGGAGCCUACAUCGUCAGAUCCGUUGCCGGUUUGAUCAACAAUUGCUGCAUCAUCAUUAUGCAAAUCCAGCGAACACUGCUCUCAUCGAUCAGGCCUACAGCCUGUAUCGGAACCCACACCCAAUCCACCACCCAUCAUCGCCCGAGAUGGUCGAUUUCAGAUCGAGAGUCAGUCACGCAGUACGGACACCAAUAAAGUUCAUGGGCAUUUUCGACACUGUCGGGAGUCGUGGCAUUCCAAGGCUGAACUACGACACUGAAACAGGAUUCGAGUGGCCCGAGUUUUACGACAACGUGGUGUCGACUGUGGUAAAGAAGGUCUACCAUGCCCUGGCGAUCCACGAUAGGUUUUGGAUAUUUGAACCAUGCCUAGCAUCAAGGGACCCGAGGCAUACUCCAUCAGAGAAAGUUUGAGAGUUGCAUUUGGGCUUGCGUCUCUUGAAGAACCUCCAAUCGUUGCCCAUUCCACGGAAGAUCGGGCUGUGUGAAGUAUCUUCCUACUAACCAGAAAAGUUUUGGCACAACAUUAUAAACUCUGCACGCCCCUGCCAUAGUACUCGUGUCGUUCAGGAAAUGAGGCCGUAUUCACCGUUUGCCUUGAACAUGCAUCUCUCGGCAUAAUAUUAAGGUUCGGGGCUAUUGUUGCAGCACGCUACGGCCGUUGUUACCUAAUGUACGAGGACCAAUACAAACAGUAGCAGCUUAAACCACAGGGUACGGGCCG
This is a messenger RNA of Microdochium trichocladiopsis, 1135 nucleotides long. RefSeq lists its product as uncharacterized. NCBI's taxonomy places the organism in Eukaryota, Fungi, Ascomycota, Sordariomycetes, Xylariales, Microdochiaceae. The record is from RefSeq and is a predicted model, not a curated record. The coding region runs from base 391 to 825 and encodes 144 amino acids. The transcript has a single exon.